AUGUUCUCUGCCAUGAAGCGACCUGCAAAAGGUGGAAAAGAGCGACCUGCUAAGAAGCCUCGAACGUUGCAACCCAUUGGACAUGUGGUUCGGGAAGACCAACAUGUCUUCAUUUCUUUGCAAGGUUCUUCUGAGCGGGUUGGCGAAUUGUUUGAAGGCGGACAUAGUGUUGUCUUCAUCCGCAGCAGCGUAGCCACCAGCAAGACCACACUGGCGGAGCAUUUGGCACGUCAGUUUCCCGACAAGUGCGUCAUGGUGCCCUUCACUGGCGCAGGGGAAGAUUCUGUUUGGGAGAGGCGGACUGUCGGCGACGAGUCAGAAGAUCACAGACGACUUGGACGUGGCUUUGGAGCUGGCGGCAAAACGAAACCUGACCUUGGUCUACGACGAGGCUCACACGCUUGUUUCCUCACGAAAGCUAUGCACAGCACUUUUGAAGAGCAGCACAGGCUACGGACCAAGGGUCUUGCUUUUUUCAGCCGCAGGGAGGCUUCGUCUAACCAGCAAAUUGUGGCUACACCCGCUGAAAGCACCCAGAAGUUCAUGUGGACGCCUCCCUUGAGCCACACCUCGGAGCUUCAGGAACAGAUGAAGCAAGCCGGUGUGAUGCUUGACCAGAAGAGCAUCCAGUUCUUCAUCCAGUUUUGUGGUGCACAUCGAGGCACCUUCAUCGCAGCAAUGUAUUGGGUGAAGAGCAAGCAGACGAGUGGUGAAAGCUGGGACUUCAAAAAGACGGUGGAGUCUGUGCGGAAUAGCAAUAGCAAUGGAGGGUGGGCUUGUAGCGACGCCGAGAUUCUGAGCACUUUGAAAGGGAGCCACGCAGUGAAAGUCAAAGGACGAUACAGCUGUGUUAGAGCUCUUGUGUGCAGGGCCACGGCCCAUCAGACAAGACAUUCGGAGGGAGCUCAUCGUGCGUGCACUCAGCAAAAUGGUUGGAAGUUGAAUUGA
Molecule: messenger RNA, 948 nt
Organism: Symbiodinium sp. CCMP2592
Lineage: Eukaryota; Dinophyceae; Suessiales; Symbiodiniaceae
Source: the annotation of a GenBank genome assembly